CCAGCAGCAAUGGCCGAGUUGAGCAAGUACUUCUACGAUGUUACCGCCGGGAAGACCUGCCGUGACCUCUGCCAUCCGGAGUAUGCCUCCUGUUGGACGUCGUUCGUCGAAAAUGCCUGCCGUCUGCUGCCCGGCAGCUACAAGCUCUAUUUCCCCUUGUUGGCGAUUCCUCCCCUGGUGAAAGGCGGUGGCUACACCCGACAGUACUGGCGAGAUCACGUGCUGAGCUACAGUGAGAUUUCGUACAAAACGUACCUCAUUGCGAUCAUCGGAUUGACGCUGCAGUGUUGGUUCUAUAAAAUUUUCGGUCACCACAAGUUCUACUGGGUAAUGGGAGCUACCGGGUUCAUCAGUGCUGCACUGAUAUCACCGUUCCUGUCUCGGCCUCAUCUGCGACUGCAGGGAAUCACCUACUUCAAUAUGAUGUUGGAGGUCGUGCUGAAGAAGAGCAAGUUUCGGUUCGUGGAAGUGCUGCGGGAGUCGAAAGUGUUUGGGACUCUGUUGUUUAUGAUCUUCAAUACGAGGAUCAUGGAGAUAUUGCAGCACGGAGCGGUAAAUCAGUUCUGGAUCAUGUACCCGGUGAAAGUCAAGGAGGUGGCUUUAGAUUCGGUGGAGGACAGCCGAGUCAUGGGGCGAAUCUAUCCUUGCGGGCACAAGGCGUGCUCACACGAGCGGUCGUGUGAUGCGUACUUAUUGGAUGGUAUCCUUAAGUACUCCUUCGUCGGUUUUACCAUCGAAUUCGCGCGGGCAGUGAUCGCCAAGUUUCCCCUGCUCUACAAACGUCCCGGUGAUUUCAUGCCCGGAUUGGGUCGGAUCUUGAGCUUCAAACUGAUGCUCUUUUUAGCGGCAUACAUUGCCAUCUACCGGGCAACGGGGUGUCUUCUGUGUCGCCACUACGGCCACGAUCGCCCCGUCAACAACCGGAUCGCUGCCUUCCUGUGCGGAACGUCCUACUACAUCUACCCCAAGUACCAGGUGUUUACGUUGGCAUUUACCAAGUUUGUUGAGAUGUCCUGGGAUCACCUGUUCAAAACGGCUAAGGAUUUACCGACGUGGGCAUUCCGGUUGAAUCGCGUUCCCUUUCUCCACAUAGCAUACAUGAUUGGCGUCGGGUACAUGUACCACUCACUCCUGUUCCACUCGCACCUAUCGCCACCGUUCAACAACAAAGCCCUGAACUACUGCUCCGGCAAUCGGAUCGAAAAUAUGAAGCGACGUCUGGUCAGCUGGAUGCUCGAGCUCGAGUGGAAACGGGCUUGAAUAUUUAUGAAUCGAAAGGGAGUGGAGAAAAUUUGAAUAUUUUGUACUAAAAUAGUAAUAAAUUGGGGAAAACCAA
Molecule: messenger RNA, 1336 nt
Organism: Ochlerotatus camptorhynchus
Lineage: Eukaryota; Metazoa; Arthropoda; Insecta; Diptera; Culicidae
Exons: 6
Coding region: 10-1260 (416 amino acids)
Source: RefSeq, a predicted model, not a curated record